This is a messenger RNA of Fusarium keratoplasticum, 1005 nucleotides long. RefSeq lists its product as uncharacterized. The coding region runs from base 1 to 1005 and encodes 334 amino acids. The transcript is spliced from 4 exons. The record is from RefSeq and is a predicted model, not a curated record. Gene Ontology annotation, cellular component: cytosol. NCBI's taxonomy places the organism in Eukaryota, Fungi, Ascomycota, Sordariomycetes, Hypocreales, Nectriaceae. Gene Ontology annotation, molecular function: NAD binding; hydroxypyruvate reductase [NAD(P)H] activity; glyoxylate reductase (NADPH) activity.
AUGGCAGUCAAGCCCAAGGUUCUUCUGCUAGGCGGUAUCGAGCAUGCUUACGAAGCCUGGGAUUCACUAGCCUCCAUUGCGGACAUCAUCAAGCCCAAGUCGGCCGACCGAGCUGCCUUUCUAGAAGAGUCCAAGUCCGGGGCUUUCGAUGGAGUUGUUGCUGUUUAUCGAAACUUUACGUCUGUGAGCACUACUGGUCUUGUUAACGAAGAGCUGCUUGAUGCUCUUCCUGAUACGCUCAAGUUUAUCUGCCAUAAUGGUGCUGGUUAUGACCAAAUCGACGUGGCCGCCUGCACAGCCCACAACAUCCGCGUCUCAAACACACCCACGGCAGUAGACGAUGCCACGGCAGACAUUACCAUCUGGCUACUUAUAGGAGCUCUCCGAAACCUCUCCAGUUCCGUCCUUUCCCUCCGCGCUGGAAAGUGGCGUGGAAGCCCUCCUCCCCCAUUGGGCCACGACCCCGAGGGCAAGGUGCUUGGUAUUCUAGGCAUGGGCGGCAUUGGUCGCAAUGUUGCCCGCAAGGCUCGUGCCUUUGGUAUGAAUAUUCGAUAUCAUAACCGCCAGCAGCUCUCCCCUGAGUUGGAGGAGGGUGCUGAGUAUGUCGACUUUGAGACACUGCUGAAGGAGAGUGAUGUCCUGAGUCUGAACUUGCCUCUCAAUCCUAGGACCCGACACACAAUUGCAAAGCCCCAAUUCGACAUUAUGAAGCCCGGCAUCGUCAUCAUCAACACAGCCCGCGGCGCAGUCAUGGACGAGGCUGCACUUGUAGACGCCCUCGCAUCCGGCCAGGUCGCCAGCGUGGGCUUGGAUGUGUUUGAGAAAGAACCUGAGAUUCACCCUGGGUUGCUGGCGAAUGAGAAUGUGCUGCUGGUUCCGCACAUGGGCACCUAUACCAUCGAGACGGAGAAGGGCAUGGAGGAAUGGGCCAUUGACAAUGUUCGGCUGGCAAUUACCGAGGGGAAACUCAAGAGUAUUGUCAUUGAGCAAAAGAACUUGCAGUAA